UGAUCAUAUAUCCAUACUUUUAAAAUAAAGCCCACUAAUUUGUAUUGUAAUUAUGCCAGUUUCAUACUCCGCUGGUCCGUCAACGUAUUUAGACCACCAUGAGGUUAUCAUUAUUAACUCUGAGCAUCAUUCUUCUAAUAGAAUCAUACAAUUUUUCUGAGAGUGCAACCUCCGAAUGUACGCUAACUGGUAAUUCUCUGGAAAAUCUAAGUUCAAUAUUAACCACUUGCAAAGAAAUCUCGAUAGUAAAUCUUCAUGUUCCUGCUGGAGAAACACUUGCUUUAAACGCUCAAGAUAAUACGAUUAUAACAUUCCAGGGAAUGAUUACAUUUGGAUACAAGGAGAUGAGUGGCUUUCUAAUAACUAUUCGAGGGAACAAUAUCACAGUUGUUGGAGCUCCGGGACAUUUACUUGAUGGUGAUGGAGUCAGAUGGUGGGAUGGUCUCGGUGGUAAUGGUGGGAAAAAUAAGCCAAAAUUCAUUCAGUUUCGGUUGACAAACUCUAUUGUCAAAGGGUUGAAUGUAAAAAAUAGUCCAAAGCAUUGUUUUACUAUAACCAACAGCGAAAAUGUAAUUCUAACUGAUAUCACAUAUAACAAUUUAGAUGGAGACACACAAGGAGGUCACAAUACUGACGCCUUCGACACAUCCAAUUCAAAGAAUGUAACAAUUACGAAUAGUGUCGUUUUCAAUCAAGACGAUUGUCUCGCCAUAAAUUCGGGAAGUGGUCACGCGUUCACAAAUAAUUACUGUUAUGGAGGUCAUGGAAUAUCAAUCGGAUCUGUUGGAGGACGUACGAAUAAUGUCGUUGAAAAUAUCCUCAUAAAAAAUAACACAAUUGUGAAUUCUGAAAAUGGAGUUCGUAUAAAAACCAAUUACAACACCACAGGCAUUGUUACAAAUGUUACAUAUGAAGAUAUCACCAUUGAAAAUAUUACCGAUUACGGUUUUCUUAUUCGUGGUGAUUAUCUCAACGGUGGACCGACUGGACAGCCCACGCGUGGUUUCGAGUUAUCCCAUUUAACAUUCCGAAAUAUUCGUGGUACAGUUCAAAGUAAGGGAACCAACGUAUACAUUUUGCUAUCGGAUGGAGUAGCUUCAAACUGGACUGUUGAAAAUAUUGGAAUUGUUGGUGGACUCAAAAGGGAUGUCCGGUGUUUAGGAAUUCCUAGCGAUAGUAACUUUUCCUGCGAAGACCAUAACGGUGUUCAUUCACCAUAUGUUUCGUUUUUCUUAUUAAGUACUCUAGUAUUUUUGAUUUUUCUGCGAUAAUGCAUAAGUAUAAAUAUAUAUUAGGAAAUAAUUUAUUUUAUUCAACGAGACAUUAAUGUACUAUACUUUUUUUUCAUUAUUUUUGACUAUUGUUGAGCUUAUCCAAAUUUGGACUGUGGGUAUCUUUGUCGGUGGUGCACUGUACUUCCCACAUGACCUUUAGGUUAACCUUUACUCAAAAUUUUAAACACAUUAGAACAUUGUUAUGUAUAACAAUAGCCAAAGUAGUUUGAUAAAUAUAAUAAAUAUUGUCAAAACUGAAAUCACAAUAGUUGAUAAAUAAGUUGAAAAUACAAUAAGCGUUUUUUAAAAGCA
Molecule: messenger RNA, 1586 nt
Organism: Agrilus planipennis (emerald ash borer)
Lineage: Eukaryota; Metazoa; Arthropoda; Insecta; Coleoptera; Buprestidae
Product: probable endopolygalacturonase B
Exons: 2
Coding region: 99-1271 (390 amino acids)
Biological process (GO): pectin catabolic process
Cellular component (GO): extracellular region
Molecular function (GO): polygalacturonase activity
Source: RefSeq, a predicted model, not a curated record